Colias croceus (clouded yellow) is the source of this 2900-nucleotide messenger RNA. RefSeq lists its product as uncharacterized. The record is from RefSeq and is a predicted model, not a curated record. Bases 386 to 1939 code for a protein of 517 amino acids. The transcript has 4 exons. NCBI's taxonomy places the organism in Eukaryota, Metazoa, Arthropoda, Insecta, Lepidoptera, Pieridae.
GGCACACCCAGCUUCUGCAGUCACUUCACUCACACCUGUAUUUAGUUGAUAAACAACCUCUUUGCCGCGCGCACGUGAAAUACGCUUUCAUAUACGCGCCUUUACGACGUUCGAAAAUUCGAUUUUUAAUCGUUGCAUAAAUACGCGCGUUGAUUGGACGCGUCGUUCGAUUUUUUUUUUGUGAAUUAUGUUCUGGAUUCGGUGUAAAGUGACGGUUAGUAAAUAGAACUUUUAUAGGUACUUUGCUUUUAUAAAUUGAGAGAAGUAGUGAGUGUGAAAAGUGGACGCGGCCCGAAACGGGUCGAAUCUCACUUCGCGUUUCCGUAACAGGUCACUGGACGGUUGCGGUCACCCCUCUGGGCGCCGUUAUUAGACCAUAUCUAUAAUGACGGUGAAAAAGUCAAAUCGGUGCGGAGGCUGGGCGGCGAUCGUAGCACGACAGAAGUUACAUAAUGCUAACCAACAAAUGGAUAUUAUGAGCAUAAACAAACAUACAACACAUCAAGAUUACAACGUUAUAGUUAGUUUCAAUGAAAAGGAUCAGCUACAGUUACAUACGAAAGAAGAUACAAAUGAAGACGACAAACAAAAACUUGUCAAAGAUUACAAUUCAAAAUUUAACAAAUACGAAAACAUCGCCAUCGACGACAUUAUUACUUGCGUCAAUAUCGAACAUUUUCCCAAUUGCGAAAACACUCUAGUCUUUUACGUAGCGAAAAACCUUGGCACUGAAGCCGUAGCGCUCAAAUUUGAAAAUGAGCAGGACUUCAAAAGGAUAUAUUUCACGUAUAAAUAUUUCAAAAUGCGAAACAGACUAACAAAGAAUUCGUCGAACUAUUCGAGUAGUGAUAGUUUAUUUUCUAAAAAGAAAUCAAACGAUUUCAAGAAUAGAAAGAAUAGUGUAGACGAUUAUAGUAAUUUUGAUAAGAAAUCUGAAUAUGAUUUAAUGCAAACGACUGAUAACGACGGUGUAACGCAUAUAUCAGUGCAACAAAAGAAUUUAAAUUUAAGAUAUGAUCAGCCUUUAAGUCUCAUUGGGAUAAGAAACGAUAUGACGGACGUUGGAGAAAUAGACAGUAUAAUAUACACAGAUAUAGAAAUUCCAGCGAAGCCUCAGAAAAAGAAAUUAUUCAAUAAGAAAUCAAAGGCACCCUCGCCGCCGCUACUUCCCACGAGCAAAGAAACGCCAAAGGUAUUAAAAGGUGAAUUCGUUAGAGUGAACGUUGAUAGAUCUCCCGAUGUUAUACCAAAAGAUAAUAAGCAAAAUAAAAUGCCAGAUAUAUUGAUGUUUCGAGAUAAAUCGAAAAGGAGCAGUCCACCAAACAGCAUAUGGACGAAUAAUAAAGCUAACACCGGAUACGACUCUGAUCGAGAAGAAUGGAGGAGCCGGUCACAGUUUUCGACGACGGCCUUUGAUAGCCUGGCCAGGCCGACCAAAACAGCAAUGGCACUCACUCUAAGGAAACCUCAACGAUUAGAACCCGUCCCACAAUAUUAUCGACUCAGCAAUGAAAGUAAAACAAAAUUAACACCCCUACCUUUCCGACCUAACAAUUUCCUCCCGAGGCAACCGAGACUACCGCGGCCGAAUCCUGAAAUAAAAAGAAACCUAACCACAGACCAUCGGAUGUACACAUCCCUGCAGAGUUUGGAAAUUCCGAAAAAAAUGAGUGAACCCAAAAAGAACGAUGUAAGGAAGAUGAAUUACACCAAUAUAUCAAAUAAGAUUACCGGUCUCACGAAUAAGCUUAGAGAUUUAGGGAAUGGUAAUACAAUAGGACGAUUUAAAGCUCAAUCUCACGGUGACGUUGCUAAUUUGAAGCCAGUAUUAAAGACAAAUGGACACGAUGGAGCGAAGCGAUCAGUCGUUAGGACUUGCAGUGCGGAACCACCAAAGAAAGUCACUUUCAGUGCAUUUGCGACUGUUCAAGUAGUUUGAGGAAUUAAAAUUAUGAAUACCUAAACCGCUGCCGUAUUUAAAGAGCUCAUAUUUAUCGAUACGGUAUGCAUUUACUUUAAUGUAAAUUAGAUAAGCAUAUGAAAGCAGGUCGGGAUGUUGUGUAAAUAUAAAUAAAAGGAUGUUUUUCGUACUUAUUAAUUGUAAUGCAAUAAAACAUUGGUUUAUUAUCGUUAUGGUCGAUUAAGCGUUAUUGCAAAAACUGUAAUAUUUUAUACAAUUGUAUAAUUGUAAUAAUUAUUGGAAAUAUAAUGUGAUUCGUAGUGAACUAAAAGAUCGCGUUUCAUUCAAGCUUGUAUAAAAAUUUUGAUGAUUUAUUAUUACUUUAAAAUUUUGUUUUCUUCAAGUUAAGUCGAUAUUGUUUGAAAGACAUAUUUGUAGAGUCGUUAAGUUUGCACGAAUUGUUUUCGCCAUAGAAUUUAGUCGUGGUAGGCUCCUAAAGUUUUAGUGUCAUGGCUUUACCAAAUAUUUUGUAGUAAUGAAAUGCCACCAAUCUUUGUGAGAGAGAUUGUUGUAGGUCAGUUUCAGAUGUACCUAUGGAAAUCUGAAAUAUUGUUAUUUAUUUAUUCUUAAAGAAUAAUUAUUAUAAGCAGUAGUCUGUGUACUUACUGAUAAGUUGAAUAAUAGUGUCGUAAGUAACGCUGAACAUAUUAGGGAUUUGUUAUGUUAUACGUAAAAAAUAAAAAUAUAUGUUUACUUAAUUUUUUUCGAAUUCCUAGUUGAUUUGUAAUGUUUAAAUGUUUACGAAUAUUGAUGAUUCUGUUAACAGUAAUUUUUUUAAGUUUUAAUUACGUUAGCACAAAAAAUAAUUAAAAAUUCACCUUUGUUUUUAAAUGAUUACAUAUUUUAUCGAAAUAAAAAAACAUUUACGACAUUAGUACAUACAAGUAAAAGAACUGAGACAGUUAAUUCAGAUAGUUCUGCUGGAAUUAUCAAAAGUGAA